Messenger RNA from Beauveria bassiana ARSEF 2860, 1299 nucleotides. Its product is annotated as fasciclin domain-containing protein. Lineage: Eukaryota; Fungi; Ascomycota; Sordariomycetes; Hypocreales; Cordycipitaceae. The coding region runs from base 1 to 1299 and encodes 432 amino acids. The transcript is spliced from 2 exons. The record is from RefSeq and is a predicted model, not a curated record. Gene Ontology annotation, cellular component: fungal-type vacuole membrane. Gene Ontology annotation, biological process: macroautophagy.
AUGAAAUUGAGCACUGUCGCCCUCUCUCUAUGUGCCACUGGCGUUGCCGCCACUCCGCACAAGUCCGCCCAGGCGCAUGAGCCCAGCACCGAGGACUUCUUCUCCUCUCUGUGGUGGAAGGGCGUGGCCUCACUGGAAUCAUUCCCGGGCGCCGUAAACGCAGUGGCCCAAGACAUUCAGCACACCACGGUGGAUGCCACUGCUAAUGCUGCACAGCAUAUCCGCCACCAGGCGCUCCAAGCGCUCAAGAGCCUCGACCGUCCCAAGCACGGAAAGGGCCCCAAACUCACCAUCUACCAGACCCUGCAGGAGCUGGAGGGUGCUAGCAAGUUUGCCAAACUCUUGGACGACUUUCCCAAGCUCGUCGACACGUUGAACAGCACCGACAGCGAGCACACGCUUUUCGUGCCGCUCAACGGAGCCUUUGAUAAAAUUCCCGACAGGUUCAAGGACCCCAGCAAGGAAGUGCUUGACAAGUUUCUACACUACCACAUCGUCUCUGGUACCAAAAAGGCCGUGGACGUCGUGACCAGCUACACUCUGGAAAGUGAGGCUCGGGAGCGUGGCCUGGGUGGCGAUCAUCAGCGAAUUCGAGUCGGCGCUAGCCUGGCGGGAGUCACGCUGAAUGGCUACUCCAAGAUCAAGGCUGUAGACAUUAAAACUACCAAUGGUGUGAUUCAUGCCAUCAGCGACGUGCUCGCGCUGCCACCACCAGUUGGGCCAAUCCUCACCUUCUUCCCAGCCUACUUUUCGACGCUGCUUCUGGCGUACGAAAAGACCGACUUUAUCAAAUUCAUCCACAGUCAGCAUAUUCAAGGCAGCACCUUUUUUGCACCCAGCAACGAGGCGUUUAAGCGUCUGGGUGCCAAAGCCAACGCGUUUCUCUUCAACACGAAAAAGGGCGCCAAGUACCUGGAUGCGAUUCUAAAGUACACCAUUGCUCCCAAUGCGACAGUGUAUAGCGACGCAUUCUACGAUAAGAGAACGGGCUCGGGCUCGAGCAAGGCGGCACACCAAGAUCACUACAGCUUGGAAACAUUCCUGCCUGGUGCGUCAAUUGGUAUCGACAUUGCCACUGUUUUCGGGUUCCGUGUCAUCAACAUCAACGGCUUCACGGGCGUCAGGUUCCACGACGCGAUUGGCAGCAAUGGCGUUCUCCACGUGGUGGACAAGAUCAUCUUCCCGCCACACAAUGGAAAGCACGCCGAGACGUCGGAUAUUAGCGUCGAUGAGCUGAAGGAGACGCUCGCUUCGUAUGUGACCGAAGAGUCGGAAGAGGCUGAUUGGGAAGAGCUAUAG